AAAACAUGCUUUCCAAAUCCAGUUUUGGUUUUUGAUUGUAGCGUACCUCGUGCGUUGGCUAAGUUAAGGACUAAAGAAAAAAGAAAACGAAUAAAUCGUGUAUGGUGAUUCAUGUAAUCUUGUAUUUAACAACCAACAGAUUGUCAAAAAAUGAAAUUAGUUAGGUUUUUGAUGAAGUUGAGCCAUGAAACAGUCAUAAUAGAAUUAAAAAAUGGUACCCAAGUUCAUGGAACAAUAACAGGAGUUGAUGUUGCAAUGAACACCCAUUUAAAAGCUGUUAAAAUGACAGUCAAGAACAGAGAUCCUGUUCAGCUUGAAACCCUGAGUAUCAGAGGAAAUAAUAUUCGGUAUUACAUUCUACCUGAUUCCCUUCCACUGGAAACCUUGUUGUUGGAUGAUUCUCCUAAAGCCAAGGCAAAGAAAAAAGAUGCAAGUGGUAGAGCUCGUGGAAGAGGCCGUGGCCGCGGAGCCGUCAGAGGAGGGCGUGGGAGAGGACGUGGGCGAGCUACGGGUCCUCGACGCUGAAAUUUGUAAUUUCAAACGCUUUCCAUUUUUUCCCCUUUUGAGCAAAUGUAAAAGAAGUUUUCAUUUGCAUUACAAAUCGUCAUUGUCUUA
Daphnia magna is the source of this 615-nucleotide messenger RNA. RefSeq names its product small nuclear ribonucleoprotein Sm D1. The record is from RefSeq and is a predicted model, not a curated record. The coding region runs from base 151 to 525 and encodes 124 amino acids. Gene Ontology annotation, biological process: spliceosomal snRNP assembly; RNA processing. Gene Ontology annotation, cellular component: U12-type spliceosomal complex; pICln-Sm protein complex; U4 snRNP. The transcript has 4 exons. Lineage: Eukaryota; Metazoa; Arthropoda; Branchiopoda; Diplostraca; Daphniidae. Gene Ontology annotation, molecular function: RNA binding.